Messenger RNA from Macrosiphum euphorbiae (potato aphid), 1614 nucleotides. The record is from the annotation of a GenBank genome assembly. NCBI's taxonomy places the organism in Eukaryota, Metazoa, Arthropoda, Insecta, Hemiptera, Aphididae.
AUGAACCGCAAAAGGAGUACAAUCUGGAACCACUUCUCAAUUAAGUCAGAUACUCAAGCUAAAUGUAGCUAUUGUAUGCAGGUUAUAAAGUACACAGGUGGAUCUACAGGUAAUCUUUUAAGGCAUUUAAAAUCCAAACAUGUUACUAUACAACUAACAAGAAAUAGUUUAAAUAACAUAGAAGAAUCGGUUAAUCAAAUAGAGGUUAGCGUAGAUAAUCCUAAUGAAAUUGCAGAACCUGUAGAUAUAAUGCAAUCAACUUCGUCAUCGAUCCGUAUAGCUCCAUCCACUUUGUCAUCAAUCGGUAUAGCUCCAUCCACUUCGUCAUUAAUCUGUAUAGCUCCAUCCACUUCGUCCAGACAAGGAAAUAUAACUAACUAUAUAACAAAACCACUAUCUAUAUCCAAAUCAAAAGCUAUUGAUCAGCAAAUAACAAAAUGUAUAGUUAAGCAUUACCAUCCAUUUUCUUUGGUUGAAGAAACUGAAUUUCGCAAUUUAAUUCGUAUGCUUGCUCCAAAUUAUUCGAUACCGUCUAGAAAAACAGUCUCUAAUAAUUUACUUUUACAAGUGUAUAAUGAUACCUUUCAAAAAGUUUCAAAGGAUGUACAGGAUGCUUCUUCGGUAGCAUUGACUACCGAUGGUUGGACAUCAAUAAAUAAUACAAGUUUCAUAGCUAUAUUAGCACAUUUUAUUAACUCAGAAACAAAAUUAUGUUCUCGUCUCUUAGGUUGUAUUAAUUUUAAUGAGAAACAUACAGCUACUGAAUUAUCUGUGUUUUUAAAAGAUGUUGUUCGAGAAUGGAAAUUAGAAAAUAAGAUAUCUGCUGUCGUAACAGAUAAUGCUUCUAAUAUAAAAGCAGCAAUUCGACAAACAAAUUGGAGACAUGUUUCAUGUUUUGCCCAUGUUUUGAAUAUUGGUAUACAAAAUGGACUCUUACAAUUACAGACAGUUAUGAAAAAAAUUAAAGAUAUAGUGGAAUAUUUUAAAAGGAGCUCCAGCGCUCUUUUAAAACUUGAAAGUGUACAAAAACAAACAGGAGUAGAACAUUUAAAACUUAUACAAGAGUGUAAGACACGUUGGAACUCUGCAUACCAUAUGAUGUCUAGAAUAUUAAAAAUUAAGGAAUCAGUGCUCUCUACUUUGGCAAUCAUGAAUAAUGAUUUAAAUUGUAUAAAUAAUCAAGAAUGGGAACUAAUUGAUUCAGCAUGUAAUUUACUUGGUAUUUUCAACAAUGUAACAGAGGAAAUGAAAGAUUAUGAAAUUCAAGGACAAUCAAUAAUUCUAGACCCAAGAUUUAAAAAAUUUGGUUUUGCAAGUGAAACUAAAUUUCAAAUUUUAAAAACAAGUUUACAGCAAAAAUUACAAGCCUUAAAUGUUGAAAAUGAAUUAUUAGUACCAAACGAAUCAAAUGAACAAACAGCGAUUGAAAUGCCAUCAACCAGUACUUCAGAUAUUUGGAAGAGUUUUGAUGAACGAAGAAGUUUGUGUGUGCCAGCGACGUCAGUACCUAGUGAACGGGUAUUUUCUAAAGCUGGGCAAGUGUUGACACAACGUCGAAGUAGACUAACAACUUCAAAAGUUGAAAAGCUUAUUUUUGUGCAAGCUAAUUUAUAA